This is a messenger RNA of Paramecium tetraurelia, 1440 nucleotides long. RefSeq lists its product as uncharacterized. NCBI's taxonomy places the organism in Eukaryota, Ciliophora, Oligohymenophorea, Peniculida, Parameciidae. Gene Ontology annotation, biological process: protein phosphorylation; mitotic DNA damage checkpoint signaling. Gene Ontology annotation, cellular component: cytoplasm; nucleus. Gene Ontology annotation, molecular function: protein serine/threonine kinase activity; ATP binding. The record is from RefSeq and is a predicted model, not a curated record. The transcript has 3 exons.
AUGAUCGAUAAUAGUAACACUGUAAAGAUUUGUAACUUUUUGCUUCAAUCCAACAGAACUUCACUCUGGUCUCCAAGUAGCAAACCAGUAGACUCAAGUAUAAGUGGCUGUUUCCAUGUUUCCUACAAAUUGGGAGUCUUUAGGGAAACUAGUCUGUUCUUGCAAGGUUAAAACCUCUAUAAGUGCAGGAAUCAUAAGUGGAAAGUUUGUGACAUUGGAAAUUCUCAAUUGGAAAUGGUAAAGCAUAAUGUAUUUGGAGAGGGAUGUAAACUAGGAUUUGGAUAAUAUCAUAUUGAAAUAUACGGUAAGAUAGAAGAAUUGUUGGAUAAACUCAAAAAGUAGUGCAUUCAAUCAAAUUUCACUCAAAAGUACUCCAUUCUCAAAUUAAUGGGAUAAGGUACUUAUGGAAAGGUUUAUAGAGUCAAGAAUAAGAGUAACUAAAAGGAGUUUGCUGUUAAGACUUUUGAAAAAUCCUUGUUGAUACUACCAAGUGAUAAAAUUGCUUUAGCCAAAGAACUAGAAAUAGCUCGUCUCUUUGAACAUCCAAAUUUAAUGUAAUAUUAUGAAUCCUUUGAAUCCGAACAAUUUAUAUUUGUAGUUUUUGAAUUGUUAUUGGGAGGCAAUCUGCGAUAAGAAAUCAAAAAAUAGAGACUUAGUGAAAAAAGAGCUUUUAGCAAUAUUCGCCAAUUACUCGUUGCUUUGGAUCAUAUGCAUAAUCUUGGUGUUCUACAUCGAGAUAUUAAACCAGAGAACAUCAUGUUUAGGAAUUCAGAAGAACUGGUAUUAACCGAUUUUGGUUUGGCAGAUCAUUAUAGGAAGGAUGGCCAAUACCUAUUUACAAAUUGUGGAACGCCUGGCUAUUGUGCACCAGAAUUGCUGUAGAACAAACUAUAUGACUUCAAAGUCGAUGUGUAUAGUGCUGGUAUUGUGCUAUUUCAAAUGUUGACUGGACAAAACCCGUUUGAUUCAGAUGAUUACAACAAAAGAGUCAAACUAAAUAAACAAGGAUUGAUCGAUUGGAGUAUUGUCAAUGUCAGUGGGGAUGGCUUGGACUUCCUAUAAAGUUUGCUUUCUAGAAAUCCUUUCCAUAGAUUUACUGCAGCACAGGCUCUUAAUCAUAAGAUUUUCAAUUCAGAUUAUGGAAGAUUUCAAAGAAGUGGAGUGAGUAACACUUUAGUAAGCACAGGCUCACAACUCUCCUCCCCAAAUACCAAGCAGUUAUAAAUAAUACCCAGUCCGUUAUAAAGCCCAAAAAUUAAUAGUUUACAUCAAUUCGAAUUUGAUGAGUUGGAUAACUUAAUUUUGGAGCAAAGCAAGAAGGAUAAGUCUUUGGUCAACUAUCCCAUGUUGGAGAGAAAGCAAAAUCAAUAGUUUUAAUUCAACUAUAAACUAUAACACAGAACUACAAAGUCAGAAGUAUUGCUAUUUUUUUAAGAAUGA